This is a messenger RNA of Aplosporella prunicola CBS 121167, 1578 nucleotides long. RefSeq lists its product as uncharacterized. The coding region runs from base 88 to 1332 and encodes 414 amino acids. The transcript has 4 exons. The record is from RefSeq and is a predicted model, not a curated record. Lineage: Eukaryota; Fungi; Ascomycota; Dothideomycetes; Botryosphaeriales; Aplosporellaceae.
CAGAAACCUCCGAAAACAUCACACGAGAGCUCUUGUUCCACAGCUCUCUCUGCCAGCUUCACUCUCAACCUGACAACAUCCUUCACCAUGGCUGAGAACGUGGAGAUCGACUACACCCUUAACAACCCCGAUACCCUCACCAAGUACAAGGAGGCGGGAAAGAUCUCCCAGGCUGUCCUUGAGACUGUGACGGGAUGGUGCACUGAGGGCGCCAACAUUGUCGAGCUCUGCGAGCGUGGCGAUAAGCUUCUGGAGGAGAAGGUUGCUUCCGUCUACAAGGGCAAGAAGAUCCCCAAGGGCGUUGGACACCCCACGACCAUCUCGCCGGGCCCCUACGUCACGCCCUACACGCCGCUCAAGUCGGACGCCGAGGAGGCCGCGCGGACGCUCAAGGCCGGCGAUGUCAUCAAGAUCCAGCUCGGUGCCCAGAUCGAUGGCCUCGGCACGAUUGUCUGUGAUACCAUCAUCAUUCCCUCGCAUGAGCACAAGGACGACAUCAUUCCCAGCCGCCAGGCCGACUUGCUGCUCGCGACCCACUAUGCCAACGAGCUGCUUCUGAGGCUGAUGCUCCCUCCCGGCACCCUUGCUGCCGGCACCGACGAGGAGAAGGCGAAGGCGCAGGCGCAGAAGCCCUACACCCAGGCCCAGAUCACCCAGAUGCUCGAGAAGCUCGUCAAGAGCUACGACUGCAACCUGGUCGAGAGCACCACCUGCUGGAGCUUCGAGCGCAACGAGAUCGAGGGCAAGAAGAAGAUCAUCCUGGCUCCCGGCGACGGCGUCCGUGGCGACGGUCUUCCCGAGGUUGGCGAUGUCUGGGGCGUCGAGAUGGGUGUCUCUCUCGGCUCCGGCAAGGUCAAGAACUUCCCCGACCGCGCCACCCUCCACCGCCGUACCACCACCACCUACGGCCUUAAGCGUCCCAGCUCCAGGGCCACUCUCUCCGAGAUUGUCAAGAAGUUCGGUACCUUCCCCUUCUCCCUCCGCCAGCUCGAGGACGAGCGUGCUGCCAAGGUCGGUGUUGUCGAGUGCGUCCGUGGUGGUGUCGUGAGGCAGUACGAGGUCGUUGGUGAGAAGGACAACGAGCCUGUUGCUAGGCUGCUGACCACCCUUGCCAUCACCAAGAACGGCAUUCAGCGCCUUGCUGCGCCUACCUCGCCCGACGUCACUCAGUUCAAGACGGACAAGAAGAUUGAGGACGAGGAGAUUCUGAAGAUUCUUGAGCAGCCCGUUGCGAAGGCUGCUAGCUCGAAGCCCAAGAACAAGAAGAAGAAGAAGAAGGCUGCCAAGAAGGACUCGAAGGAGGAUGAGGGGGAGAGCGAGGCUGAGGAGUAAACGGAGGACUCGGCUUCCGCUCCUCGACCCUUCCAACCUGCGGGAACAGAAGCAACCGCCAAAGGGGACGAUGCAGGAGAGCGCAUUGUGAUUUUGGACAAUGCAUUGAAGAUUGGUGGCUGUUUGAGCCCGGGGACAGGUCAAGCCUGGUCCUUCGCCCGAGGCGCGGGGGAACGCACGUAGUAUUAGGUAUAGCAUGCGCGGCCUCUGGGCGGCAGCGAGAAUAGCAAAAGACGUGUUGAAUUG